AGUAUGCAAACUACAGAGGGAAUGUUGUGAAAACUAAAAGUACUACCGAGUCGUGCAGAUGUGCAAGAAAAUGCUAUGACAAGAUUGACAUUGCACAGAGAGGGAAAUUACUUGAUGCUAUACAUUCCUUUUCAUGCAAGAAUGAGCAAGACAUCUAUCUUCAAGGUUUGCUUGACGCUGUGCCAAUUAAACAUCGCCGACCAAGGAAUGGUGACAAGUCUGGAAAAAGGUCAUCCUCCUUCACUUUCCAUGUAGUUAUUCAAGAACGAAGAGUGAAAGUGUGCAAGAAAGCAUUCAUUCAGUUAUAUGGAGUAUCUGCCAAGAGGGUAAGGAGACUGCAAACAUUGUUACUAUGUGGACAAACUCCAAAAGACAUGCGAGGCCAACAAAACAAUAGGAAGUCGGUGCCUGUUGGUGAUGUUCAGGCCAUCAAAGACCACAUAUCUUCAUUUCCUGUCAAGAUAAGCCACCAUGCAUCCAAAGAAUAUAAAUAUCUUGAUGCGCAGUUGGAUAUAAAGAAGAUGCAUACACUGUUCAAAGAGAAAUUUCCUGAUUGUAAAGUUAAGUAUUCUUUCUAUUACAAGAUUUUCAGGGAAAAUUUCAAUCUCCACUUUGGGAGACCACAGAUAGACACCUGUGGAGAAUGUGAACAACUGAAGGUCAAGAUAAAAAAUCCUAAUCUUAAUGAAUGUGCUAAGCGAGUUGCCAUGGCCGAGCUGGCCAUUCAUGAAAGAAGGAGUAACAAGUUUUACACAAGCAUGAAAGACACGAAACACAUUUGCAAAAACAAUGAUAGUGUGUUAGGGUUAACGUUUGAUUAUAUGCAGAACAUUUCACUGCCCUGCAUUCCAGUACAAGAGCUUUUUUACUAUCGCCAGCUUUCGGUGUUUCCCUUUGCCAUACAUAACCUGAAAACAGAUGAGGCGAGUUUAUUUUUAUAUCACGAAGGGCAGGCAAAUAAAGGGCCAAAUGAAACAUGCUCUUUUCUCCACAAAUACAUAAGUGACAACGUGCCUCCAUGUGUUAAAGAACUGCACCUUUACAGUGAUGCUUGCGGAGGGCAGAAUAAGAACAAUUGCAUGGUAAGAUUCUUGUUAUCACUUACUGACACCAACAGAUUUGACAUUAUUAUCCAUCGGUUUCCGAUACGUGGUCAUUCAUAUCUUGCUUGCGAUCGUGAUUUUGCACUGGUGAAACGUGUUCUUAAAAAGACUGAUAGAUACUAUGUACCCAUGGAGGUCUGCCAACUUAUUACAUCUGCAGGAGUUCCUGGAAAAUUCACAGUCAACAUGGUAACAUCUGAUGACGUGUUGGACUUCAAGAAUUGGUGGCCCAGCCAUUACAAAAAGACAUGCUUAUCAUUGGAAAGCCAGAGUAAAGCAGUUCCGCGAAGCCAGAAGCAAGACUUUGCUGUAUCAAGGUUUGUAGAGUUCCAGUACAACAGUCGCCAUAAAGGUACUGUAGUUGCUUCCGAAUUCAUUGGCGGCCUUGUGUCACAUACUUUUGUGCUUCGUCAAUCAUCCGACAAAAGUUUGAAUCCUACUAUUCCUGUUCAAAAGGCGUAUCCUGCGAAAAAUGUGCCAAUUAAUGCAAAGAAGAUUAUUGACUUAAAGAAGGUUCUCCGUUAUGUUCCAGGUGAACACAGAGACUUCUACGAUGAGAUUAUCCAGUGGCCUACCAAGCAAACAGACUGAGCUACCAUGCCAUUGUAACAGGCAUUGUUACAUAAUAACAUACAAAGUGUGAAGUUAUAUUAACACCUUUUGUACAUGUUUUCAAAACAAUGUGUAGUCUUACAUCACUGUUGUUUAAAGUGAAAUGAUGCUUUAGUACAUAACUUUUGUGGUGUUGUUUAAAGAGGGUAUGCCUGUGAUGUUAUGCAUUAUAAGGUCAGUGAAAAUGGCGUAAAGUGUUCAAUAAUAUGGUGUACACGUUUACUGAACUAUAUCUAGGUUGAAUUACAUCAUUGUAUUUCGA
This is a messenger RNA of Bacillus rossius redtenbacheri, 1977 nucleotides long. RefSeq lists its product as uncharacterized. The coding region runs from base 375 to 1694 and encodes 439 amino acids. The record is from RefSeq and is a predicted model, not a curated record. The transcript has 2 exons. NCBI's taxonomy places the organism in Eukaryota, Metazoa, Arthropoda, Insecta, Phasmatodea, Bacillidae.